Messenger RNA from Pundamilia nyererei, 2871 nucleotides. It is a transcript of the gene adam19a, whose product is annotated as ADAM metallopeptidase domain 19a. Gene Ontology annotation, molecular function: metalloendopeptidase activity. The record is from RefSeq and is a predicted model, not a curated record. The coding region runs from base 1015 to 2871 and encodes 618 amino acids. Gene Ontology annotation, biological process: proteolysis. Lineage: Eukaryota; Metazoa; Chordata; Actinopteri; Cichliformes; Cichlidae. The transcript has 15 exons.
CCCAUCCCUAGUGACAAUUAUGAAUCACUUAAUAUGAUAAGGAGAUUCUGCAGGUCAUUAAUCAAUGUAUAAAACUAAAAUAAAAUGUAUUUUUUGUGACACAGGAUACAAACAUGGAAGCAAGAUGUAUAAUUAGAAUUAUUUAUAAUAAAUAUGAAUAAAUCAUUGCCAUUUCUUUAACCAUAAAGAAAAACUAAAUCCUCCAGGACAAUGUUACAUCCAUCUAACAGAGCCUCCACAUGUUCUCACUGUAAUUUCCCCCUCAUGAGUGAAUUUAUGCUGCACUAAUUUGAAUGUUCGGGGGAAAAUCAAAUUCAUUUCACUCGCAGUACUCAAGCUGACUUACCUUUGUUUGAAUGACGACUUGUACACGCUGACUCCACAGACAAGGUAGGAAAUAUGUCAGGCUAUGUCAAUAGCGGUUGGUCUUCAGGGUUUCUACUCCACGGCCGUAUUUCAUACUGGUCCACAUUUUCUGCAAGUACUGCCGCUUCACCUCUGGACGCAAUUGGUCUCUAUAUAGUUGAUUCUCUUUCUUGUAUUCGUCGUUCCAACACAGUGUGUUUGUUUUGAUUGUGGACCCGGAAAAUGGCGCCGCGCUCCCACAAUGCAUUGCGGCAUCAACUCCAAAGGCCUAUAGUUCCAAGAAGAUGGAGAAAAUGCCAGGUCAGCUGAGGAGAUAUAUGGUCUCCUCAGCUGAACUGGAAAAAAUGUUCAUGCAUUUGUGUCAUCGCGUUUAGAUUAUUGUAAUGCCCUGUUUACCAGCUUGGACAAAUCAUCUCUCUCGCCUCCAAGCCAUACAAAAUGCACCGGCAAGGCUACUAACAUGUUCUAGCAAUCAGAGAUGUUUUUUCAUUCAUAUAGCACUAUUGUAAUCAUACUGACCACUAUAAACUUCAAGCACUUUAUCUACCUCUAAUUCAUAGUAUAUUUAAAAUCACAAGUUAACCCAAUAGGCAUGGCUUUGCAUAGUGAAAAGAAGCCAAAGCAUCUGGAGCUAACCCAGUUUUCAUCAUGACCUUACAGGGGGAAUAUCCAGUCAGAGGAAAGAUCUUGCUCUCGUCCAGUGACCUCCAGCUGGUGCUACAAGUGGAACAUAAUCAUGAGCUUUUGGGUCAAGACUUUACAGAGACAUACUACACAGAGGAUGGGAAACCUGUUACUCUUACUAAUCACAAUUACACUGAUCAUUGCUUUUACCAUGGCCAUGUAAGAAAACAUCCAGAUUCCUGGGUUGCACUCCGCACAUGCUCAGGAUUCAGAGGGCUGAUAUCACUGAAUUCUAGUGACACCUACUACCUGGAGCCAAUCAGCAGUGUAGAUCCAGUCUACCACUCACUGUUGAGUACCAUGAAGCUGCCAAUUAAGGGUGGAAGCUGCUACCACACGCAUCACACCACACAGCCCAACCUUAUCUCUAAUCUGCUCUCAUCAUUUCAUUCAAGGGUUAAAAGGAAUACCUUGGGUACGACUAAGUACAUCGAACUGUACAUUGUGGCGGAUAAUACAUUGUUUCAACGGCAGAAUCAAGAUUAUGAAAAGACUAAGGCGAGGAUAAUGGAAAUUGCUAAUUAUGUGGAUAAGUUCUACAGGGCUCUGAACAUCCGUGUGCCUCUCAUUGGUCUGGAGGUUUGGACUGAAAGAGAUCAGUGCAUCAUCACCGAGGAGCCAAAUGCAACCCUUUGGUCCUUCCUCCAAUGGAGACAGAAGCUAAAAUCACGCAAGAAGCAUGACAAUGCCCAGUUGCUUACGGGUGUGACAUUCAAGGGGACAACUAUCGGCAUGGCACCACUGGAGGGGAUGUGCAGCCUGGAAAACUCUGGAGGCAUCAAUGUGGACCACUCAGAGCUGUCCAUUGGUGCUGCAGCCACCAUGGCCCACGAGAUUGGCCACAACUUUGGGAUGAGCCAUGACCAUGACAGCUGCUGUGUGGAGGCCACUGCCGAUCAAGGAGGCUGUGUGAUGGCCGCUGCCACCGGGCACCCAUUCCCUCGAGUCUUCAGUUACUGCAGCAAACGCGAUUUGGACCGCUAUUUCCAGAAGGGAGGGGGCAUGUGCUUAUAUAACAUUCCCAACAUGAACAAUCUGGUGGGGGGCAAGAAGUGUGGCAACGGCUUUGUGGAGGACGGAGAAGAGUGUGAUUGUGGAGAACCAGAUUUGAAGCAGGCGGGUACCAUGUGCCGGCGCCCAGCAGGAGCAUGUGACCUUCCAGAAUACUGCACUGGGGCUUCUCCUUACUGCCCUGCCAACGUUUACCUGCUGGAUGGCUCCUCUUGUCAAUACGGAAUGGCCUACUGCUACAAUGGCAUGUGCCUCACUCAUGAACAGCAGUGCUUGCAGCUCUGGGGCUACGGAGCUCAACCGGCCCAUGAUGUCUGCUUUGAAGAUGUCAAUGCAGCAGGAAAUGAUUUUGGAAAUUGUGGGAAAGAUGAAUAUGGCACCUAUGUGAAGUGUAAGAAAAGCGAUGCCAAGUGUGGGAAGAUUCAGUGCCACAGUGCUGCCACAAAGCCAAAAGGCACCAAUGCUGUGUCAAUUGACACUACCAUCAAGACUGGAGGAACAGAGGUGAAAUGUCGUGGCACAUACGUCUACAGCACCCAGGAUGGCCAGGGUGACCUGCCUGACCCGGGUCUUGUCAUGACCGGCACCAAGUGCGGAGAGGGCAAGGUGUGCAGAGACCGCAGAUGCCAAAAUGCCUCUUUUACUGAGUUAGAGACUUGCCUUGCACGCUGUCACAACAAUGGGGUGUGUAACAGCAAUGGGAACUGCCACUGUAAUCAAGGCUGGGCACCACCCUUCUGUGAGAAGCCAGGACUUGGUGGCAGUGUGGACAGUGGGCCGGUUCAGUAUGGCAGUGAGUAUACAACAUAA